Penicillium coprophilum is the source of this 2097-nucleotide messenger RNA. RefSeq lists its product as uncharacterized. The coding region runs from base 1 to 2097 and encodes 698 amino acids. The transcript has 6 exons. Gene Ontology annotation, molecular function: glycosyltransferase activity. Lineage: Eukaryota; Fungi; Ascomycota; Eurotiomycetes; Eurotiales; Aspergillaceae. The record is from RefSeq and is a predicted model, not a curated record.
AUGAGCGGCGAGGCGCGCUCCAUCGAGCGUCGGGUGUCAUCUUAUCAGCAACACCUGCCGCCCCAGUAUGAGGAGAAUUCGUGGAACGCUCCCCCUUCUCCGGUAGUUCUUCUCGUUGGAACAAUAUAUGCUGGCAUUUCAACCGAAAGUGCGAAGGAUGGGACUGUGACACUCGCCAUGGCGUUUCGUGAUGCCACAUACCUCCUCGAUUUCUUUCAGAAGACUUUUAAGCCCAGCCCUAACAUUUUUUCCGAACUGGGAGACUUUAUGGUAAACUCGGUGCGCGAUUACAGUCACACUCACACGGUGAAAAUCAUUGGUUUGGCAAUGCCACAUAAAAUUCCCGAUGAAUACUCUACGUUACGUACUCGUCUUUGGGCUGAGGUUGACGUGCUCCCUUUGGUCAUAGAUGAGGGAAACGGGCAGGCAAGAGAUAACAAGUUCGUUUUGGGGCAUCCUGAACGUAAAUCAUUUUGGGACAGAACUCUCGAUGAACAGGCAGAGUCGAUGGCCCGCAGAUGUGUCCGCCUAUUUGGACCUGAGAACAUCCCCCUACUGCAGGUUGGCUUUCGAGGCUUGGUGGCAGUCGACACUGGCUUCCGAGUUUGUUUGACCACUCUGCGGGAUUUCGAAAAAACAGUGAGCAAAAAGACGUGGGAUGCGAUUGAGUACUACGCCAAAGAUCUUAUUGAUCGGAGGGUAAAGAUCGCCUUCUUCAGCGCAACCCCUCAAGGUGGAGGUGUAGCUCUUAUGAGACAUGCGUUGGUCCGGUUCUCUCACUCGCUAGGGACUGAUGUGAGAUGGUAUGUGCCAAAGCCUCGCCCAGGUGUUUUCCGUGUGACCAAAACAAACCACAACAUCCUACAGGGUGUUCAGCACGAAGGAGAACGACUGACGGAGGAGAAUUGGGCCCACGUCACCGACUGGAUUCAUGAGAACGCCGAUCGGUACUGGUUGACUGAGGGAGGUCCCUUGGAUCAUUCUUCAAAGGGAGGAGCAGAUGUGGUUAUUAUUGAUGACCCUCAGAUGCCCGCCUUGAUACCUCUGGCGAAGAAGAUGGACCCAGACAGGCCGGUUAUCUUCCGAAGCCACAUCUCAAUCCACACGGACCUAAUAUCCCAGCCAGGUUCUCCACAGGAAGAAGCCUGGAACCGGAUGUGGCAACAGAUCAAAGAUGCCGAUAUUUUCAUCAGUCACCCAGUGAGGAGCUUCGUGCCACAGAAUGUACCUCGACAGACAGUCGGCUAUAUGGGUCCAUCAACAGACUGGCUGGACGGAUUGAACAAGAACAUGCGUGAAUGGGAUGUCGCUUUCUACGGGCGUGUGUUUAAUGGUAUAUGUAGAAACUCGGCCAUGACCACCAUCAACUACCCUGAAGACGAGUAUAUCACUCAAAUUGCGCGGUUUGAUCCAUCCAAGGGAAUUCCGGAAGUCGUGGAAUCAUAUGUCAAGUUCCACGAGCGCUUCACGAUGGCGCUACCCGACAAGAAGCCACCCAAGCUAUUAAUUUGUGGACAUGGCUCCAUCGAUGACCCCGACGGAACCUCAAUCCACGAUGCCGUGGUGUCCCACGUCCGGGAGAACCUCCCUCACUUGGUGGACUACAUCUGUGUCGUCCGACUCGGCCCAUCGGACCAGGUGCUGAAUGCACUUCUCUCGAAGGCCAAGGUUGUCUUACAGCUGUCUACACACGAAGGUUUCGAGGUCAAGGUGUCCGAAGCCAUCCACAAGGGAAAGCCGGUCAUUGUUACUAAUGUUGGUGGUAUCCCGCUGCAGGUGGCGGCAGGGAGGAACGGCUUUUUGGUGGAAGUCGGCGACACCGAUGCAGUAGCCCGACAUCUGUUUGAUCUGAUCACCAAUGAUAAGCUUUACAACGAGAUGCACCAGUUCGCGGUGCAGCAUGUCUGCGAUGAAGUGAGCACGGUUGGCAACAUGCUGAACUGGCUGUACCUGGCAUCGAAACUGUCCAAGGGCGAGAGGAUCAAACCUAAUGAACAAUGGAUCAACGACAUGGCACGCGCCAGUGCAGGGCAGGAGUACGUCCCUGGCGAGAACAGGUUGAACCGCGUGCUUGACCCCGUGGAGGUGGGUAAAUGA